Episyrphus balteatus (marmalade hoverfly) is the source of this 2660-nucleotide messenger RNA. RefSeq names its product ionotropic receptor 93a (gene Ir93a). The transcript has 17 exons. The coding region runs from base 84 to 2660 and encodes 858 amino acids. Gene Ontology annotation, molecular function: ligand-gated monoatomic ion channel activity. Lineage: Eukaryota; Metazoa; Arthropoda; Insecta; Diptera; Syrphidae. The record is from RefSeq and is a predicted model, not a curated record. Gene Ontology annotation, cellular component: membrane.
AACUUCAACCCUUUUAUUAAAAGUGAAAGUGGUUUCUUCUAUGAAAAAAUACACUUUAGUUCUUUUUUAAACGUUCAACUAACAUGAAGUCCUUAAUAAUUGGUGCUGUAUUACUAGUCCUUUGUAUUGCGUUUAUUCAAAAAGGACAUACAAAUGAUUCUUCAUCAUUUCUAAGUGUAAAUGCAUCACUUGCUGUGGUUGUAGAUCAUGAUUAUGUCCAACAAAAAGGCUCUGAUAUUUUGACUGAUUUACAGAAAAUUCUAGCUGAUACUAUUCGAGAAAACUUAAAGAAUGGAGGAGUCAAUUUGAAAUAUUUCACUUGGAGUCCUUUGGGUUUAAAAAAAGAUUUCAUAGCUGCAAUAACAAUUAUGGACUGUCAAAGGACUUGGAAAUUCUUUGAAGCAACACUAAUCAAUUCAAUUCUUUUAUUCGCUAUCACCGACUCCGAUUGUGCUCGUUUACCAUCUGACAAAGCUUUAAUGAUACCAAUAAUUGAAAAAGGAGAAGAACUUCCUCAACUUUUACUCGAUAUUAAAGUUCAAAAUGCACUCAAAUGGAAAUCAUGUGUUUUACUUCUUGACAAAUCAAUUGUAAAUCAAAAUUCCCAAAUUAUUGAGGCACUUGUUCAUGAUAACUCCAAUAGUAAAAUUGAUCCAAUUUCUUUGUAUAUCUACACUUUUGAUGAUGAUUUACGAAGUCAGCGAAAAAGAGCUAGAAUGAGAGAAACUUUAAGGACAUUUACCAGAAGUCGAAAUAAUCAAUUUAUAGUCUUUUCGAAUUCAGUUGAAGAUAUUGUCGAAGUUGCUGAAGAAUUGAAAAUGUUUCACAUACACAAUCAGUGGUUGUAUUUUGAUUUGCAUGAUAAUAACGAAGAUUGGACAUUUGAAAGUUUGACGCAGAAUUUGAAAGAAGGUGCAAAUAUUGCAUUUGCUAUAAAUGAAACUAAUCGAAAUUGUGAGGAAUCUUUAAGAUGUUUAAUGUCAGAAGUAUCUAUGGGCUUUAUUUUAUCAUUGUCAAAACUUAUUCGAGAAGAAGAAUCUAUUUUUAGUGAAAUCUCCGAUGAAGAAUGGGAAGCAAUUCGGUUAACUAAAUCAGAAAAACAGGAGAAGCUUUUAAAUUACACCCAAGAUUAUCUUAAGUUAAAUAGUGCUUGUGCGAGUUGUUCGAAAUGGAGAUUCAAAACAGCAAUAUCUUGGGGAAAAACUCAAGAGCAUUACAAAAAGACCCAUGAAUCUAGUAAUAAACAUGCCAAAAAUAAAUAUGAAUUUAUUGAUGUUGGAUAUUGGAGUCCGAUUUUGGGAUUUGUUACAACUGAUGCAAUAUUUCCUCAUAUAAAAGAACGAUUUAGAAAUAUAACUAUGGAUGUUAUUACGUAUCAUAAUCCACCUUGGCAGAUUCUAAAAAUCAACGAAAAAGGUGACGUCAUUCAAUCAUCAGGAAUUGUGAUCGAAUUGUUGAGAGAAUUGUCUCGGAAACUCAAUUUUACAUAUCGACUUUAUGAUGCCAGAUUAUUGGAAGAUGAUACAGCAAUAAACGAAAACGACACUACUUUUUCAGAUCUCUAUGGAAGUUUGACUCACUACAUCCCGCAAUCUGUAGUUGAACUUAUUCAAAAUAACAGGUUUUUCAUAGCUGCAGUCGCAUGUUCAAUUGAUGAUCCGGAAUCAAAGCCAUUUAAUUACACAAAUCCAAUUAGCAUUCAAAAGUACACCUUUCUAUCAAGACGGCCUGAUGAAGUGAGCCGAAUAUACUUGUUUACAGCUCCUUUUACAUUGGAGACUUGGGCUUCGCUAAUUGGAGUCCUUCUAACAACAGCCCCAUUACUGUAUUUAAUAAACAUCCUUGUGCCAAAUGAAGACCUCCGUACUAAAGGAUUAUGUAAGAUAAACAGCUGUUUCUGGUAUGUCUAUGGGGCACUUCUUCAACAAGGUGGAAUGUACCUUCCAAGAGCUGAUAGUGGAAGACUAAUUGUUGGUGUUUGGUGGAUUGCUGUUUUAGUCCUUGUCACAACUUAUUGUGGCAAUUUAGUUGCAUUCCUUACAUUUCCCAAAUUUCAGCCUGCUAUUGAUUUCCUGUUUCAGACUUUUCAUCACACCGAAGUGGAACAAUUUGGACUUCGAAAUGGUACAUUCUUUGAGAAAUAUUCUUCGCUUACAAGUCGAGAAGACUUUAAAAGGUUUAUGGAAAAAGCCACAAUAUACAACAAUUUGAGCACUGAAAAUAUCGGUGCUGUCGAAAAAGGACACCGUAUCAAUAUCGACUGGCGUAUUAAUCUUGAACUUACAAUUCAGAAACAUUUUGAAAAAAAUAAAGAGUGUAAAUUUGUAUUAGGAAAAGAGGACUUUGUUGAAGAACAAAUAGGAUUGAUUAUGCCAAUUAAUAGUCCUUAUAUGUCAUUGGUUAAUGAUGAAAUUAAACGUCUUCAUCAAAUGGGAUUUUUAGAUCGCUGGCAUAAGAUUAAUUUGCCAUUAAGAGAUAAGUGCAAAGGAAAAGUACUUGGACAAAUAACUAAUCAUAAAGUAAAUUUAACUGAUAUGCAAGGAUGUUUUCUAGUAUUGCUCAUUGGUUUUACGAUUGCGUUAUUUAUAAUUUUAUAUGAAUACUGGUGUCGAAGUUUAAGUGUGUCAAAGAAAGGAAAUAUUGGACAGUAUGCAACUUGA